UUCCGGGCGCGCCAAUUGGCCAAGUAGCCGAAAGCAGCCAAAAGAGCCAACCAAUUUUAGCCGGAACGGCAACAGUUUCUCCUCGAAGACAGCGCCAAAAUAUGCCAACGCCUGAUUGAGGGCCAAAAUCGCGGUCGCGCGUUUUUGUGUAAAUAAACAGAAAACAUCAGAUCAGAAGCCACAUUGAAAUCAAAUUCAAAGUCGAGCGGAACAAAAACAUCAGCGCAUCAUUUAUCACAGAGAAAGAGAUACAGAUCCGCACAAUUUAUUUUUCGGUUUCAGUGGAAGAGCACAAGUUAUUCACAAUUAUUUUACUAAAUGCCAGCGUGCGGAGUGUCUGACCGAUGAGUUGGCCAGCAGCGAACGCGUAACGCAUACGCCAUGUGAGCCGGAUCGAUGGGAUCGUAUUCCGGCCGAGACACAAUGCCAUCCUCCUGUAAAUAGCCAGCAGCCUUUUCUACUCGCGUCUCUGUCAAAUGUGUGUCCGUGUAUCCGCCACUGUAUAUACUGUAGACUCUAAUUGUUUAAACCACAAUAAAAAACGAAACCAACCAAAGAAUAAAUAAAUAUAACAAAACGCUCGUGUUUUGGCCAACAGAACGCGUAGCACACACAAGUUUCGGUGCAAAAACGGGUAUAAAUAAGCGAAAUAAUAUGCGAAUGCUGUAGGAAUAGUUAAAUUAUUAGGAUUAAUCGAUUGGAAUUUCGCGCGCAAUAAGUACUAAUUGUAAACACGGGCAGCAUGGGACCAAUCAGACUCUAGAGCUAGCCACGCAUCCACAAAGUUAGUUGGACGAACGCCGGUCACGAUCACGAUCACUAUUACGAUCACAAUGGAUUAUAGCCGACUGAAUGCCAACAUCAAUACGGGCAACAUCAGCACCGAUGACUUUCUGGCCGUCUUCUCGACCGGAAAGCCGGACAAUGCCACCCUCAAUCCGCCCCUGCUCAGUGUCGAUGGUCAGCUGACCCUGCCGCCGGGAUCGGGAUAUGUCAAUGUCAACGAUACGAUAUUCUUCCUGAAUGGCAGCUUCUACAACAGCAGCCUGCAGCUGGCGGCGGGAUUCUAUAAUCAAAGCAGUGCUUCCGGGGCGACAUCGGGCAAUUUGACCAAUCCGAAUCACACAGAAGUCCACUGGGAUGGCCGGUAUCCCAGUGGAUAUACGCUUACGCACAUCGUGAUCGCCUCCAUUAUUGUGACGAUCCUGAUGAUUAUCAUCGUGGUGGGCAACAUGCUGGUGAUCAUAGCCAUUGCCACGGAGAAGUCGUUGAAGAAUAUACAGAACUGGUUCAUUGCCUCGUUGGCGGUGGCCGACUUCUUUCUGGGCCUCAUCAUCAUGCCAUUUUCGCUGGCCAAUGAGCUAAUGGGCUACUGGAUCUUCGGCAGCUGGUGGUGUGACAUCCACUCCGCGAUGGACGUCCUCCUCUGCACCGCCUCGAUCAUGAACCUGUGCCUCAUCUCGUUAGAUCGCUACUGGAGCAUCACCAAGGCCGUCGACUAUCUGAAGUCGAGAACGCCGGCGCGAGCCGCCGUCAUGAUCACGGCAGUCUGGAUUAUGUCCGCCCUCAUCUGCAUACCGCCGCUCCUCGGCUGGAAGGUGAAGAUGCCAGAGGGACCGCUGCCCAAGUGCGAGCUAAGCGAGGACAUUGGCUACGUGCUGUACUCGGCACUGGGCUCCUUCUACAUACCCAGUUGCAUCAUGGUCUUUGUGUACAUACGAAUUUACUUUGCCGCCAAGGCGCGGGCGAGGAGAGGCAUUAAAAAGCAUCCCCGCAAAACGAACAACGAACAGGUAACGAGCUUCACCACCGCCAAGAAAGGAACAAUACCGAUGCCCUCCUCGAGCGGCGUGUCCGCUUUGCAGCUGCACCAGCAGCGCCAAAUAGCCACCAUCGAGACACCACCGAACAGCGCCAGCCUACCGAUGCAGAUACCCACGGUGACCAUGGACCUGGCCUCCGACAUAUCCACCUCGGAGGCGGGGGAACUGGAGGCGGUGGCCGCCCAAACGGUGCUUGCCUAUGCAAAUCCCAAUGGUGCGGGCACGAAUUCGGUCACCGUGGUGAGCAGCGGGAACGGGGGCCCUGGGGCGUCGGGUGUUCCACCCAGCUCGCCGAAGGAGACGCUUCAGGUGAGCACGAUAGCCACCGGUCGGGUGGGUCUCAAUGUGCCCGUGCCACCGUCCAUGGGCAGCAAUAGUUCCAUCAAUGUGCUGAACAACAACAACGGUACCGUGGCGAUGGAUGGAGGUGCCACCGCCGCCGGCGGGGGAAAUGGUAGUGCUGUAGCGACGCCUGGUGGACUGCAGCAAACGGGCGGUAAUGAGCUGCGCGUCUCUCCGAUCGCCGGACGGUGUCGAGCCCUAUCCGUGGGCGUGGACACGGACAUGGUGAGUGAAUUCGAUCCAUCCAGCAGCGAUUCGGGCGUGGUCAGUCGCUGUGCCGUGGUCAAGCCGCUCAAGUUUCGCCUUUGCCAGCCGAUCUUCGGGCGCAAGUCGAGUAACCAGCAGCGGCGCAACGAGGCCAAAGCGGCGGCCAAGAAUCAACAGUCCAGUGGAGUGGCCAGCAAAAAUCAGCAGCAGCAGCAGCAGCAACAGCAGCAGCAGGUAGUAAAGUCGGAACUGGAGCCGGCCAUACCGAAGACACCGAAGCCCAGGGAUCCGGAGAAGGAGAAGCGACGAAUUGCGCGAAAGAAGGAGAAGCGGGCCACCCUAAUUCUGGGCCUGAUCAUGGGCAGCUUCAUCGCCUGCUGGCUGCCCUUCUUCUUCCUGUACAUCCUGGUGCCGGCAUGUAGCAGCCAUUGCAACAUACCGGAAUCGGCGUUCGCCGUCGCCUUCUGGCUGGGCUACAUGAAUUCGGCGCUCAAUCCGGCCAUCUAUACCAUCUUCAACAAGGACUUCCGACGCGCCUUCCGGCGCAUCCUGUUCAAGUGAUGUUUGGCCUAUGUGUGCUGUUACAGGUGCGUUUACGCCAGCAUCGAGAAGGCAACCGAACGUGCCAUGGGCAGCACACCAAUGGGCUAUGGUCAUGGCAUGUAUCAGCACUACAGGCGUUAGAUUUGCUUCGUUUUGGCAGUGCCAUAGGUCUCUACAAAAAACAUAUCCUAUUCCAAUUCCCCAUCCCAGAACUGCAAAGCUAUUGAUAUAUUUAUAUAUAUGCACAUAUCCCAUAUUAUCCAUUGGAUUAUUUCAUAUAAUGCCUCAAGUUCAAUACAGUUCAAAUGGUUUUCUUUAAAGGUUUUUAGCAACAUAAUUUUUCUACAAGUUCCAAAAGAUAAAAUAUUUUAAAAUAAGCUUCUUGUUUCAGCUAUCGAUAAUAUCGACUAACCGAAUAAUCCAUAGUUUUGCAGCUCUAUCCACUCCCAUAAUUUUUUUCUUUGAAUAAAAAAAAAGUAACGAACAUUGUAGCUCAUUUCAAAAGCAAUGAACGGCUGUGAAUUUGAUGGAAUCUCUCAAUUUCAAUUUACGCAUUUUGGUUUCAUUUCGUUUCAUUUCGUUUGGAUUCUCGAGCACCCUUGAACCCAGAGACCCCAAUCCCGGAGGCCCCAUAACCCCCAUGGCCCACAGAACUCCCAGACCAACCGAACGAACUUACCGCAACCCACACACUUUUCACACUCGACGAGCUCAUAGAAAUGCAUGAGCUGAGCAAACAAGAAUUUGAGCUGGGCAAACAUCUAUUAUGCUCCCUGAAUGGAUGUGUCCGCCAGCGACGUCUAUGGCCAUUCAACUUAAAAUAAUUUCGCACAAUUUCCAUUUGCGGCUGCAUUGCCAAUGACAAAUAUCAGUGCAGACUGCAAAUGUUUCGAAAGUCGGACUCAGGUAGUCCCAGAUCCACAUUGUUCCAUGCUGGCUUUCAAAAUGCAGGUCAACAAGUGUGAACGCUGAAGUCGAGCGAUGGCAACAAAUUAAUUUAAUUUAUUUUUAAUAUUUUGGCAGCCGCUUAUCCAAUGCUUCGACGACGAAAAUCUUGGAGUUAGGCUGCAGUUGGCCGGGGGCCAAAUCAAUAAUUCCUUGUGCACACAAAUGUAACUGAAAUCCAGCACAAUGGCCGCACAAUUUGUUGUAACAAAGUGAGCACACACAGCUAUGGAAAUAGAAAAACAGAAACCAAAACAGCGACAGAUUCCACAAGGCAGGCGCAGUUUUAUUCAUUCACUCAAAGAUGUUUCACUCGGCGACACAGAAAGUGGGAGCCCAAAAAAAUAAUCCAAAUGUAUGGGAACCAAUGCCUAAUGGGCACAGACAGAUGCAAACGCAAAUGGUUGGAUUCUACACUCAAAGAAAGCAGGGCAUUGUUUUAUUUUUGAAAUCAUUCCGAUCAAACAUAUAGGAUAAACUUGUAAAUUUUCUGAUAUUACUUUCAUAUCCUUAGAUACAUAUAAUUCAACUUUAUAAAAGGAAUUUCGCAUAACCAUUUCAGAUGGUUUAUUUGGAAAUCUAGAACAUUUACCUUUCAGUGUACCUCAUUCCAUGGCACCAUUUUCUCCACCAUUUCCCACUUUAGUUUUUGGCUAUGCAUCAGCAAAUGCAUGCGCCCGGCCGAGUGGAAUAGACAGCCCGUCACCCAGUCAGGCAGUCAGUCAGUCAGUCAGCCAUUCAGUCCGUCCGUCAUUCAACCAUUCAGUCAGUCGAACGGACAGACAGUCGUCACUGGAACGCUACAAUGACACCGAGUUAGACGGAAAGAUGGUGACAGAGGAGCAUCCAGGAUGAGAAGGGGGCGGACCGACUGACAGACUCUGUUUUUGGCAUGUGGCCCAGAAUGGCUCUCCAUUUCGUUUGGCUGGUUGGGCUUGUUUUGCUGGGCAAAGCCAACGAAAAAAAAAAAAAUGGCAAGGAAAUACUAUAUAUAGUAUGUGGCACGACCCAGAGAAUCCACACAAAACACGGAGGAGCGCCAGUCUCCCAGUCUAUGCAUAAAUUUUACGUACAAUUUAUUUUACUUCCUGUGUGUGCUGGCUGGCCUGGCCAUCACCUUUUUUGACACUUUGUGGCAAGAUGCAACAAUAUCUGCGAGGCACUUGUAACCAUUAUCGGCUAGAUUGUAAUCUGCAUAGAGCAAGCUACUAUCUUCAAUAUAACAAAUAAAAUCACCUUGUCCUAUGGGCCGCCCAAAAAAUUUAUGGCAGCUCUUAGCAGCGCUGGAACUUUCAACACAUGUCGGCAUAGUCGAAGAUUGAUCUGAUUUAUAGCUAUGGGCAAUAGCCUAAGUGCUUGUGGUUGCCGAAGACCUCUUAAAAUUGUUUAAGAACGCAUAAAUAAUGCGACCGAGAUCGGCCAUGAAUGCGCCUUGGUGCCACCAAGUGUUACAUUUGAAUAAAUGGAAAAUGGAAAAUGGAAAAUGGAAAUCGACGAGAGAACUUUGAUGGUGUUGAAAGACAAACAGCAAAGGCUUUUGGUGCCUGCAUUUUUUAUGGAUCACGCAGCAUUCUGCUGAACGUUUUGGCAUUGUCAGCAAUGUGUGUACAACAACUGCACUCAAAUGACAAUUUGAACAACGACAGAAAGUCCAACAAUAACACCAACAACAACAACAACAACAAGCUAAAUGGCAGGACCAAAAAAAAAAAGGACCGUCGUGCACAAAGCGAAAUCGAAAACAAUUGAAAUCGACAGCAAGGGUAAAUUCAUGUGCGGGUGGUGCAAGAAGUCUGGUGCAGCAAGGGUGGUGCAGCAGGUGCUGCAGAAGGCACAUUAAAAUGCGCGACUACACGGCAAAAAAGCAUUAAUAAAACAAAACGCAUUUUGCAGUAAGCGCAUCCAUACAAAUCAUAGCAAAUCUCUCUAACAUAACAAUUCAAAAUAUCCUCAAAAUAGAUAUAUUUGCAGAUUCCAAGGAUAGAUUAUGCGAAUCUUAUUGAAAAAUCUGCUCUAACAUUCUAAGAAUUUUUAUUCAGUGUUAGUUAGUUCGAUUUUAUUAUAUUCCCGCAUUGUUUUCAGUGUAAGCGCACAUACAUCCUAUACGCACGCAGCACUUAACUGCACUUAGGUGCGACAGCCAGAUGAGUGUCGAACGGCAUUCCACGGAUGGCAUUGUUUUGCCAGGCGCACUGAAAGUCAUUUUCACUUAAAGCCGGCGUAAAAAGCUGGCAGGCAUUUUAGACCACGCUGCGUAUACGCAACGCCAUCCAUUGUUUCACCUUUUUUUUUUUUGGUAAAAACCGCUUUUGCCUGCUUUACUAACGACUGAGGAGCAUUAAUAAAAUUGCAAUUAACGUCACAAUUAGCAAUCACCAUAAAUUAAAUGCUCGACAACAAUUGAGAAAUUGAACACAACAAAGUAGCCAAAACAAAGAAAAAAAACAAACAAGAGGCAGAGAAAAAAUGUGAUGAAAAAACAUUUUAAAUAAUUCAGUGCUAUUUAAAUUAAUUUCCAUAAUUGAAUUAUGGGAUUCGGAAUGCAAAUUUUUUGCUUUGUUUGCCUUAAUUGUUUUCAGUCAACAUGGGAGUGGUCCGAAAGCGAGUAAAUAACAAAAUUAAUAAUGACAUAAAAACAUUUUAGAUUACUGUUGUGUCGUAUUGUCUCUUAUUUUUUGUUUUGUAAAUUUUAAUUCCGGACGCCGUAGGCCGCAAACCCGCUCGUGAAAUUUAAUUAUUUAUUGCGCAAAAUGCGUAAUCUAGAAUUUGCAUUUCUGUCAACAUCUAUUUCGGCGCCAAGCAUUAUAUGCCAUAAGCCAAUUUAAUGCCUGAUUAACUUGCCAAAUUGCACAGGUAUUUAUAGAAAAUCGGAUUGACAGCGAAAUUCACUUUAAAUGCAUUUUUGUUUGCGGUUGCGAAAUUUUCCAACUAUUUCGCCGAUAUUGGUAAAUAUUUGGCUGCAUUUUUUGUGCGAAUUACUAUCGCUCAUGCAGACAAAUGUUUAUUUAUGCGUUACUAUUGCCCAGACGCGCCACUCAUAAUUACAAGCUCUUUCAGAGCUCUAGCAAAUAAAUUACACUAUAAAACAAUGUGUAUAAAAGCAUCAAAGCCAUCAAUAAAACGGCGUUCAUUAUCGUUUACGAUCCACCCACAUGAUAAACACGUGAAAAGUGCACACGCAGAGAACUGCAUUGUUGCCGGGAAUCGCAUGAACGCAUUUGUGGCGACGGAAUUUUUGGAUAUAGCCGUAUAUACUUUUGGAGCAAUUAUCAUGGCUAUUAGGCAGCAGGAGCAUGAAUCAUCGAAAUGACGCUCGCUGGCCUGCAUAUUAAUUAGUGGAGUAUAAAGGCCAUAAAUGUAAAACUCAUAACGACAAAUGUUUGGACCAUAAAUAUGCACUUAGGUAUUUAUGCGCAUUGACAGCAUGAAUAUUUAUGAGCCACUGACGACGACGACGACGACGACAGCGGACAUUAAAAUGCGCACCCUCCCCCGUUGAUUAAUUGGAAAAGUUAAGUCGGUUAUGCUGGUUCGCUUCGGUUCAACGGGUCGUAUGCUUGAUGCUUCUUACCUCCCCAUUUUGCAGGUCUGAAAAUGCCGCCCAAAACUAAGCAAAUCCAAUGCCUGUGUUCAGGUUUAGAGACGAGAAGAUAAGAGAUAGGAAACGCCAUGCGACCAUGUAAGUUCAAGUUUUGAGGCUUGUCUUUCAAAAUCAAAUAAAAAAAAAAAUUAAGAAAAUACAAUGACUGAAAUGUUAAAUGAAAUUAUUUCAUUGCAAAAACCAAACAAAUCGCAUGUAACUUAAACGUAUUUCAAUAUUUAAUCUUAAACUUUUUGCUAAUUGUAAACUAGACACAAAUAUUUAUAUACAUAUAAAUAUUAAAUAUAAACAGAUCUAUAUAUAUAUAUAUAUAUAUAUUAAAGUUGAAUUUUGAAAUUAGAUAAACGCAGCCGGCGGAUAUUCGAAUAGUUCAGAUAUAUUUAGCAUAAUUUAUAGUUGCCGAUAAAUGGAAACGUUUACUCAUUUAAUUAAAUCGUACGGCAUAUGCAUAGCAAAAUUUUAACUCAUUAUAACUCAUACGUGUCUGUUCCACUAGUUGUGCGUAGAUCAAAUAUGAGCAAACAUAAAAUACCACCAGAUUACGAUACCAAAAACCAUAACUAUACUUCACGGAACCGAAAACACAUUGUACAACAAUCUGUGAGUAUGCAAAUGUAUAUCAAAUCAAGCGGUUAAAAAUCAAAUUUCGCAAACUGGCGAAAUUAAUGAACAUAAAUUAAAAAAAAAAAAAAACUACCUACAUUUUAAGCGGAAGUCUUCCACUACAAUUACGCUCUAACCACGUGCAUUCUAUUUGUAUUUGUUCCCUCGUUUUACCGACUUCAACUUCUGUUUCCGGGCAGACUAUGUAACUAAAUGUGUGUAUAUCGAAUAGGUGUAUGUAUUUGAAAAGGUUUCUUCCCCAAACAAAAAAAAAAAUAAUAAUAAAAAUAAAAUAAACAAACUAAGCAACAUCGGAAACAUGAAACUAGCAAAAAUCCAAUUGUUAAGCAAAUGGAAAGCAUAAGCCAUAAAUUUACAUUAAUAGAAAAAUGCUGCACAAAUUUGCAUGUUAGUUUCGUUAGUUAGUUUACUUCCAUGUAAGUUACGAUUAAUAAACUGUAGUUAACAAAGGUAAAAAAAAUACACAAAAAUGUGCUACGAAUAAGUAGAAACUAUGUUUAAAUGCCAGACAUGGUCGUUGUUGCUUUUAUUUCCAUCUGUUAUAGAGGAGCGAGUUCUCGUUUCGUUUUAUUUAUACAUUUUUGUAGUGUCCACAUAGCUAACAACGAAGUAACAUGGUGCUAUGAGCUACGAUCCUCCUCCUCGGUUCAUCGUGCAUCGCAUCUCAUCUCUUAGCCAUUUAGUCCAGUCAGUCAGUCAGGGUGGUCAAAACGUUAAAAUCUGAGCCCCUUUUAACGUCUUGGUUGCAUUUAGAGCAGCACCACCCAAAAACUAAAGCCCAACAAACAUUAUACACUCAUUCACAACACUCGCCCACAAAGGAGAACUUAAAUCAAAAUUGAAAGUUAGUUAAGGAAAUUAAGAGCAUUUGAAACCAACCUACUUAGCUGCUAAGCAUUGUAAAUACCUAUUACUUACGCCGUGUUAUAGUUCAACUUACUAAAUAUAAUACGAUUACGAUAAUUGAAAUGUAAAUUGAGCAACACAAAUUGCAAAUUGAAGCCACCAAAGAAUUGAAUUUUCGCAUGUAAGUCGAACAAGUAAACUAAAAAGUAUUUAAUUAAACCAAAGCUAAGACUAAGUGUAGACCGAGUAAAAACCCCCCUUUCUUACCCUCACCAAAAAAAAAAAAAAAAAACAACAACAAGCAACAAUAGUCGAAAACUUUUAGCAUUUAGGCAAUCAUAUAUCAUAGUUGAACUUAACUAAAGAAAUGGCAAUUCAUCCCAAAAACUAUGUGUACAUUUUCUGAGAAUAGCCAAACGACAAAACACCAAGAACUAAGACGCAUUUAAAAUCAUUAAGUUUCAUUGUUUUUCUACCACCACACCAGUUGAGUUUGAGCAAACGUAUGUAACAUUUACCCAUUGUAUGGGGGACACGUUGUUUUCCUAAGAUCUUGUAGCCUAAGUGAAACUUAUAAUAUAGAGCAUACGAUACAUAAUGACUACGAGAACUAAAUUAAAACUAUUAGCUAAGCGAAUACAUAUGUCCAGUAGAAAGGACAAUAAAGAUUUAAUUGAAAUUAUAUAGUACGAUUACAAUUACCACUAAAUGGCCGACGAGAAAUAUCUCCCGAGGCUCCAAACUCGAACUCAUCAAAACCAAGCUAAAGCUAAACAAACAAAAUACUAAAAAGAAACCUUUUAAAAAUUACUCUCGUUAAGCGAAUCACAAAAAACACAAAAAAAAAAAACAGUGCGCUGAGGCAGAAAUCAU
Drosophila melanogaster (fruit fly) is the source of this 9804-nucleotide messenger RNA. It is a transcript of the gene Octalpha2R, whose product is annotated as alpha2-adrenergic-like octopamine receptor. Gene Ontology annotation, cellular component: membrane; plasma membrane. Gene Ontology annotation, biological process: signal transduction; G protein-coupled receptor signaling pathway. The coding region runs from base 834 to 2933 and encodes 699 amino acids. The record is from RefSeq and is marked reviewed. The transcript has 3 exons. Gene Ontology annotation, molecular function: signaling receptor activity; G protein-coupled receptor activity. NCBI's taxonomy places the organism in Eukaryota, Metazoa, Arthropoda, Insecta, Diptera, Drosophilidae.